Molecule: messenger RNA, 1328 nt
Organism: Punica granatum (pomegranate)
Lineage: Eukaryota; Viridiplantae; Streptophyta; Magnoliopsida; Myrtales; Lythraceae
Source: RefSeq, a predicted model, not a curated record
UUUGCCUCUCUCUCUCUCUCUCUCCCCGUGGGAAAUGUCUGCUCUUUUGGCUCUGUCUCUGCGUCCACAGCUCCAUUAACGUCCCCUCCUUCUGAUACUCUGCAACUCUCACUGCUCUGGGGGCUCCAAAGGAGGAGCCUUUUGUUUCCAUUCCAGUAGGGCGGUUGCUGGCUUUGACCCGAAUGGACGCAGGCGCACAGUACAACCCUAGGACCGUGGAGGAGGUCUUCAGGGACUUCAAGGGCCGCCGCGCCGGCAUGAUCAAAGCCCUCACCACUGAUGUUGAGGAAUUCUACCAGCAGUGUGAUCCGGUCGGUGCUUGCAGGCCUAACGUACUUUCUAUGAAAAAAGAGAAGGAAAAUCUCUGCCUCUAUGGAUAUCCAAAUGAGACAUGGGAAGUUAAUUUGCCCGCUGAAGAGGUGCCCCCAGAGCUGCCCGAGCCUGCUUUAGGCAUCAAUUUUGCAAGAGAUGGGAUGCAGGAGAAGGACUGGCUGUCCUUAGUUGCUGUUCAUAGUGACGCAUGGUUGUUGGCUGUGGCAUUCUACUUUGGUGCCAGAUUUGGUUUUGAUAAGGCUGACAGGAAGCGUCUUUUUAGCAUGGUUAAUGAUUUGCCUACAAUAUUUGAAGUUGUAACUGGAAUUGCAAAGAAACUGCCGAAGGAGAAGUCAUCUGUUUCUAAUCACAGUAGCAGCAAAUCAAAGUCAAGCUCAAAAGGGAGAUCGUCGGAGUCAGGCAAGGACUCAAAGGCAAUGCAGUCAAAGGAAGAGGAUGAGGGCCUAGACGAGGAAGAGGAGGAGGAGCACGGGGACACCUUGUGUGGGGCCUGCGGGGAGAACUAUGCUGCAGACGAGUUUUGGAUCUGCUGCGACAUCUGCGAGAAGUGGUUCCACGGGAAGUGCGUGAAAAUAACUCCUGCCCGAGCAGAGCACAUCAAGCAGUACAAAUGUCCCUCCUGCAGCAACAAGAGGGUUCGGCCUUGACAAUAAAUGAAAGUAAAGGAAAAGGGGAAGAAGGGACGGGUAGGUCUUGGUCACCCCCAAAUGUAAUUCUGUGUUAAUUGGAGGAACUAAACUAACUCUUUUAGUGGUUGGGUAGUUUUCAUUUUGUGCUUGUCGUGUAGGAAACACUUGAUGGACCGAAACACUUUUGGCAUUCUCGGAUGCUACUGCCUUUAGAUAUAUAUGUAGUUUAACGAUCCCUGAGGUUUUGUCUGUAUUCUUUUCUAUUCGUAUUGUUGCUUUCAGCUUCCAUGUUAUUUCUGGCAUGUUGGUUGAUGGACGCUGCGAGAGGCAGAAUGUUUGAUGGUAUAGGAUUUUUUGGCCGCUUGA